ACCAGGAGAAAAAGAAGAAGACCGAUUCCUGUUUUGGUCCAUGCAGGCAGGCCAAUGCGAGAAGGAAAUGUCAAGUUUACACUAAACGCUGACGUUCGCUAUGAAUAAUUGUUAAAUAUAUUAUUUAAUGUUCUUUCUGUGCGUUGGUACUCUGCUGCGGAGAAAUCCCAGCGGGGCGAAAUGAAGCUGAAGGAGCUGGAAAGCUGCCUGCAGCAGGUGGACACGUUCGAGGAGCCGAAGAUCCUCCUGGAGCAGUAUCCGACCAGCCCUCACAUCGCAGCAUGCAUGCUUUACACCAUCCACAACACGUUUGACGACAUCGAGGGCAAACUGGUGGCAGACCUGGGCUGCGGCUGCGGGGUCCUCAGCAUCGGGGCUUCCAUGCUGGACGCAGGUCUGUGCGUCGGCUUCGACGUCGACGAGGACGCGCUGGAGAUAUUCAGGAGGAACGCUGAGGAGUUUGAGCUCUCCAACGUGGACCUGCUCCAGUGUGAUUUGUGCCACCUGGAAGCUGAGGCUUAUGCCCAAAAGUUUGACACCGUCAUAAUGAAUCCACCGUUUGGUACAAAACACAACCAAGGAAUGGACAUGAAGUUCCUCCGCGCCGCUUUAACCAUGGCGAAUACAGCGGUCUACUCGCUUCAUAAAACAUCAACACGAGAGCACAUACAAAAGAAGGCUACUGACUGGGGAGUGAAGAUGGAAGUCAUUGCAGAACUGAGAUACGAUUUGCCGGCUUCCUACAGGUUUCACAAGAAGAAGUCGGUUGACAUCCAGGUGGACUUCCUCCGGUUCUCCAAAGCCUGAUCUUUGCCUUUUUUUUUUUUUAACUGGAAUGGGAUUUAAGUUGCCUCUGCAUUUUUCACCGUUUGUAAUAAAUGUUUUCGCUAAAGAAAAAAAAUCUGGACUCCGUCUCCUCAUUAAGAUCCGUUUUCAGUUUUGGCAACUUUUGCUGGAGGACUGUCGGCGUCUUCAAGCUCUCUCUUUGGGGCUGCAGGCGCUGCAAGGAAAGCAGGAAACGGAUGAUCAUCAGAACCAAGAAGCUGCUGCUCAGAAUAUGGAGUACCAUGCACAACAUUCGUAUCUAUGACUUUUACACUUUGUGUGUAUUUCACUUGGAUUUUAUGUGACAGACCAACACAAUGGAGCACAACCGUUGUAUGUGGUGUUUGUAUUCAGUCCCUUUUAAUGGCUCCAAA
This is a messenger RNA of Fundulus heteroclitus (mummichog), 1199 nucleotides long. RefSeq names its product methyltransferase like 5 (gene mettl5). Gene Ontology annotation, molecular function: rRNA (adenine-N6-)-methyltransferase activity; nucleic acid binding. Gene Ontology annotation, biological process: rRNA methylation. The record is from RefSeq and is a predicted model, not a curated record. The transcript is spliced from 7 exons. The coding region runs from base 181 to 807 and encodes 208 amino acids. NCBI's taxonomy places the organism in Eukaryota, Metazoa, Chordata, Actinopteri, Cyprinodontiformes, Fundulidae.